AUGGCGUCCUUCCAGGUUCAUAAGCUUCUUCCACUACCGCCGGCCCCAUAUUGUAUCCGGAUCACCCUCCUACUCAUGACCAUAUGCUUGCUGCUCUCCUGCUCCUCCGAAGCGAAACUUUGCACCAAAUGCUGCGACGCUGAUGACGACUCCGCCGAGGAUCCAGUGUUCAAGUUCUCCCACGACUCCGACAAACGAUACUUGAUCGUCCUCCCCCUGCGUACGAUGCAGGAGCCAUCCUUAUUUAUCUCCCCAAGGAUACCACCAAAAGGAUCCUUGGAGCCCUCUGCUCCCACAUGGACGACUAUAACCUACAGCGUGAUUGUGCUGGCCAUGUGCAAAUAUAUUUUGUUUGCUAUAUAG
Miscanthus lutarioriparius is the source of this 363-nucleotide messenger RNA. NCBI's taxonomy places the organism in Eukaryota, Viridiplantae, Streptophyta, Magnoliopsida, Poales, Poaceae. The record is from the annotation of a GenBank genome assembly.